GUUUAAUACCUAAAAAAUUAGAUAAGGUUUAAAUUGAGCUGAAAAUGCCAUGUCCAAGAGUAGACUAGGAAUUGUCUUUCUUUGGGUACUACCUUGUCCAAUUUCCUGAGUUUCAACAAAAACACACACACACUCUUUCUCUCUCCUCAACUAUUUUUGCCUUCUUCCUCAAACUAAUUCACUGCUUUUUUUUUAAAAAAAAACUCUGAGAAGUAGCACCUCUCUUCCUCAACUCAACACCCCCUUAACAUGCGCCUCCCAUUCUCUCUCCUCUUCAUCCUAUUCUCUCUCCUCCCUCCUUCAUAAAAAUCCCAACUUUUUUCUGUUUUAAUUUAUACCCUUUUUCUCAUGAACUCAACCUUUUUACUUGGAUUCAGGAAAUGGAUUUUGGGUUGGUGGGUGUAGAUUCUUUGGUGGUGGGUCAAAAUGUUCCUCCUUCUUCUUCUUCAUCUGAACAACAACAACAACAACAAGUUCUAGAAGGAAAACCCAAGUGUAAUGGAUCUGGGUUCAUCAAACAAGAAAGAUCCGACCCGUUUUUAGAUGAAGAUAAUAGAGCUUCAAAAAUGGUUAAACGGGUUGAAGAUUUGGGUGUAAGAUCUGAUAAUACUACACUUCCUAAACAACAAAUGUUGAGCUUUUCUUCUUCAACUAAACCUCAAGUUAGUUUUCUUUGUGCAAAAGAUGUGGGAUUAAUUGCAGAUAAAAAUGCACAAAAUCUUGUUUUGUCUUAUUUUCAGCAACCUCAUUCUUCUGCUACUUACACAAGAACUCCAGCUGGGUUUAAUCCUGGAAACUUGAAUGGGAGCAUGCAUGGGUCAUUUACAGGGAUCAGAGGACCAUUUACACCAGCUCAAUGGAUAGAGUUAGAACAUCAGGCUAUGAUUUACAAGUAUCUGACUGCAAAUGUUCCUGUUCCUGCUAAUUUGCUCAUUCCAAUUAGAAAAGCCCUAAGCUCUUCUGGCUUUCCUGGCUUCUCUAUUGGAUCUUAUCCUCCCCAUUCUUAUGGAUGGGGAGCUUUCCAUCUAGGGUUUUCUGGCAGCACCGAUCCUGAGCCCGGGAGGUGUCGCCGAACUGAUGGAAAGAAAUGGCGGUGCUCGAGGGACGCUGUUCCCGACCAGAAGUAUUGUGAAAGACAUAUAAACAGAGGUCGCCAUCGUUCAAGAAAGCCUGUGGAAGGCCACACCGGCCAAGCUGCCUCUGGACCCACUAACACCAAGGUUGUUCCAGCGAUGUCUGCUUCCAUGUCAUCGCUCGUAUCAUCCAGUGGCGGUGCCUCCAACAGUGUCACUGUUGCACAUCAGCACCAGAUCAAAGGCUUGCAGCCUACUGGUGUCUCCAAUGCUUCUUCUGACUCAAUUGUUAAUCGCUACCAUAAUGAGCCGGACCUCUCUGUGAUGCCUUCAACCAUCAAUUUGAAAACCAAUGACACGCCGUUUUCCAUUGCAAAACAACAUAUCCCGUUGGAUGAAUCCUUACAAUCAGAAUUCGGUCUUGUUUCUACCGAUUCUCUCCUCAACCCUACCCAGAAAAGUGCCUAUAUGGGCUGUAAAAGCUACAAUUCUUCUAUCUUGGAGUUCAAUGCUCAACAAACUCAAGAUCAAUACCCACUACGGCAUUUCAUGGACGCCUGGCCCAAGGACAAUGCUAAUCGUUCAGCCAUCCCCUGGCCCGAAGACAUGAAAUCGGAUUGGACUCAACUGUCAAUGUCAAUCCCCAUGUCAGCAUCCGACUUCUCGUCAUCCUCACCCAACCAAGAGAAAAUCACUGUUUCACCAUUGAGGUUGUCUCGUGAGCUUGACCAGUCUCAAGUGGGUUUGGGGGUGGGGACCAUUGUGGGUGAGACGGGCAUGAAGCAAAAUUCUUGGAUACCGAUUACAUGGGGAAAUUCAAUGGGAGGUCCUUUGGGGGAGGUCUUGAACAAUACAAGUAACAUUGCACCAACCCUAAAUCUUAAGGGUGAAGGAUGUCACGGGAGCCCUCAGCUUGGGUCAUCCCCAACCGGUGUCCUGCAGAAGUCUACCUUUGUUUCUCUUUCCAACAGUAGCUCCGCUGGAAGUCCGAGGGGUGAGAAUAUCCUCGGCUCAGCAUCUCAUGAUAGCUCUACAUUCGUUCCUUCCAUGUAAACUGUUGGAAGAGCUAGUCUGCCAAGGUAAGAGAAGAGUGAAAAGGAGAUUACGUGACAUUAGUUUCUUCCUAUUGUGAAAAAUUGGUUUCGAAAUAAGUCUGCUUGAGGCUUGUUUAGUAUCUUAAAAAUAUGCUUAUAUGUUUUCUUCAUUAAGAUUGAGUUUUGCUAAACAGUGUGGGAGGCUCAAAACUUAAAACAGGUGUUUAUAGCUCAACCUCUUUUAUGGUUUGAGUUGUACCAAUCUGUUCAUCGACUGAUCGUGGUGUAUUAUGUGUGUUAUUACUGUACCUAUCAAUGAUCACUUUGCAUCUCCUUCUCCAUUUGGAGAACUUAUCCAAACUUUCACGAAUUUUUGCUAAGGGAGAGUUGGAUUGGACAUUGAAGCAAAUACAUCUUGAAAUGCACUUUUUGUUGGAUUAAGCAA
This is a messenger RNA of Beta vulgaris subsp. vulgaris (sugar beet), 2552 nucleotides long. Its product is annotated as growth-regulating factor 2. Gene Ontology annotation, molecular function: ATP binding. The transcript has 4 exons. Gene Ontology annotation, cellular component: nucleus. NCBI's taxonomy places the organism in Eukaryota, Viridiplantae, Streptophyta, Magnoliopsida, Caryophyllales, Amaranthaceae. The coding region runs from base 381 to 2126 and encodes 581 amino acids. Gene Ontology annotation, biological process: regulation of DNA-templated transcription; DNA-templated transcription; developmental process. The record is from RefSeq and is a predicted model, not a curated record.